Cuscuta campestris is the source of this 1227-nucleotide messenger RNA. NCBI's taxonomy places the organism in Eukaryota, Viridiplantae, Streptophyta, Magnoliopsida, Solanales, Convolvulaceae. The record is from the annotation of a GenBank genome assembly.
UUCGUCCCACAAACUUCCAAUUAUGGUUGGUUAUCAAAAACGGGGAAGAGGUGCCAAUGAAGAAAGUCGGAGAUAAGUUGAUCCCCAAGACCGAAGACGAAUUUGAUGCCAAAGACAUCAAGAAAAUAGAAAACUAUGCAAAGGCGAUUAACAUGCUCUACUGCGCGGUCAAUCCCGAUGACUACCGCAAGAUCUCCUGCUGCUCAACCGCCAAGGAGAUGUGGGAUAAGCUCGAGGUGACGUACGAACGAACGGAUCAAGUACGUGAAGCCAAGAUUGACUUCCUCACCCAAGAGUAUGAGAUGGAUCUUGUGCGAAAGAUCCUACGAAGCUUGACAUCCGAAUGGCGAUCCAAGGCCGAUGCCAUCUAUGAAUCAAUCGGCACAUCAAAUGUCACCAUCGAUGGUCUAAGAGGUAAUCUAAAAACCUAUGAAUCUACUAUUCUUAACCCAUCUUUGAAUGACCAAAGGAAAGGGAUAGCAUUAAAAGCCGUCAAAGAAUCAACGAUGGAUGAUUCAAGCGACGAUGAUGAAGUCAAGCUUGUUAUGAAGAAGUUUUGUAAACUUCUAAGGAAGAAAGAAAAGGUUGAGGAUGACCCUGUGUGCUAUGGAUGUGGAGAAGUCGGUCACAUCAAGAACAAAUGCCCGAAAAGCGGAAGGAAUGCUCGGCACUUCAAAAGGCAAAGGGCAUAUAUCUCUUGGGGUGGCGACUCCAGUGACGAGUCAACCGACCAAGAUGAGGAUGAAGCUGCCAACCUCUGUCUCAUGGAACACGAGGACCAAACUGAUGAUGUACAAGAGGUACCAAAGCGCUACUUUGCAGGUAAUCAACAAGCAACAAAACCAGGGGGAACAAUGCAAACAGCGUCGUUCAAGAGACCCAACAGCGCUGCUGAAAGAAACACCGUCAACAAGGUUGAGACAACAGCGCUGUACAGCACUGCAACAGUGCUGUCACAGGGAGUCCCUUUACCUUAUGCUUUCUAGACUCUUUUUCAACAGCGCAGUCCCUUUUCCAACAUCGCUGUCCACCCAAAACACAUAGUUUUCAACCAAAACCAGAAACUUUUCAAACAGCGAUGUCUACCUUCUUCAACAAUGCUGUCCAUUUUUACAAAUUUUUUUUAUCGUAAAACAGCGAUGUAGGGAAACCCAACAGCGCUGUUCUAAUGGGUUCAACCCCUUACACAUUUUAGAAACUUUGUGAACAUCGCUGUAGGAUACCCAA